Messenger RNA from Limulus polyphemus (Atlantic horseshoe crab), 679 nucleotides. Its product is annotated as C-reactive protein 1.4-like. Lineage: Eukaryota; Metazoa; Arthropoda; Merostomata; Xiphosura; Limulidae. The record is from RefSeq and is marked provisional.
CAUCAGGUGUCCACAGUUGCAUCUUGUAAUGGCAUCAGACCACGUGGAAAUGUCAUCUCUUGGAUGGAAGAUUCAUUUGUAGCAGACGAUGGAGUGAUUGUUGGAAUUUCCCACAUGUGUAGUUUAUAAGACUUUACUGAGUACCUGAAAGUUCCAAUUAUCUCGUUAAGAGAUGUAAAAAUAGUUUAUCAGUUUUGAACUUACAAAACUGCAAACGGCUAUAGGUAUGCAUUUAUACUUUUCAUUAUUUUAGUUUUCAAGUCUUAUUAUUUUACAUUGAAAUAAAUUAGCCAUACAAGCAAAUGGGUUUGAUGAAUGAUUAAAUAAUUGUAAAUAUCACUGUGGUGAAGUACUAAAAUAAUCUAAAUUUAAAACUUGAUUAUCAGUGUGAACCUAUCUAGAAAUACUCUGUUUAGACUCUAUCUUUUUUUUAAACAAGCUGCAUCUGUCUUGUUCCUACAUGUUAUUAAAUUCAAACCUCGAUCCAAGAAGAUCGGGAACAUGCUUUUUUGAGUUUUAUAAAAAUAAUAUGAAAAUCUUCAACUAUAACAAAAAUUAUGUUAUCAAGAGCCUUUUUUUUAUUUCAAAUUUAAUUAUUUGAUCAGAAGACGACCCUGACCUAUAUACUCUUAAAUGACGCUUAUCUAUAUGUAUAGCUAGUUUAGUUUGAUCAGAAGAC